Messenger RNA from Lytechinus pictus (painted urchin), 5474 nucleotides. RefSeq names its product protein-cysteine N-palmitoyltransferase HHAT-like. Bases 541 to 2166 code for a protein of 541 amino acids. Gene Ontology annotation, biological process: protein palmitoylation. The record is from RefSeq and is a predicted model, not a curated record. Gene Ontology annotation, cellular component: endoplasmic reticulum. Gene Ontology annotation, molecular function: palmitoyltransferase activity. Lineage: Eukaryota; Metazoa; Echinodermata; Echinoidea; Temnopleuroida; Toxopneustidae. The transcript is spliced from 12 exons.
AUAGCUUUCGGUCAAGGAGUUGUAGUAAAGCAUUUGCACUUGUCCAGUCGCUGUGCAGAUUAUGCUUCAAGGAUGUUGUUGGACUACCAAAUGAACUUAGAACUUUUCUCAGAAUGAACGGCAUCAAGAAACCCCCUUUGGAGCCCUUCAUGGGAAACAGGUUCCACAUUUAUUUUCAUAAUGCAGGAGCUUGCUUCUUCCUUCAGCUAAACAUUAAUUGCAAACUUCCUCACAAAGGUAUUGACAGAUAAUCAAAAUGACCUUCAUCGAGCUGUUAUUGUUUUAAAUCUAAGCUAUUGUAUGAUUGGUUUUUGCGCCCUUGGACUCGUAGGGAAAUACCUAACAGGACCGUGGAUGAGAAUGGUAGAAGCAGAUCUGAACAUCCUUGAGCUGAAUCCCUUCUAUCAGGAAGCAGCGAAUGCUUUGGACCUCUGGAGUCAAGACUCGACAUCUAUAGUGAAUAGACAAGCAGUUAUUGCAAACAAGUAGAGAUACUUCAUUAGGAACUCUGUCUCUGGUCAUGCGGGUGUCCCCAGGAGAAUGCUUAGACAUAGAAACAAGACUCCAGUUCAAAAUGAGGCACCAAAGACAACUCCUAUCAUAGCAAGACAUGUCAGUAAGGAUUAUGCACCAUUACCUGUUCUGGAGGUAUUCAUCUAUGCUGCAUUUAUCUUUACAGUGUUUACCAAGGCUUUCUUUACACUAUAUGAAGCUUCCAAAGAAUACAAAGAUGUUCUCUACUCAUUCAACUUUGAAGAAGGCUGGUACAUAUUCUGGAACAAAGAUAAGGAUAUUGGUGACUAUGAGUGGACUCAUUGGAGGAAGAUUUUCUUUUCUCCUGGUGUAUUGAUUGUAAUGGUUCUACAUGCUGCUCUAGGAAGGAUUGUAGGUUAUGUUUAUCCCAAGUAUCGGACUGUGUUCUUACUCUGCUUUGCUGUUGUCAGCAUUUAUCUGUUUGUGGGUCUUCGACUCCUCUUGUAUUUCCUUUGUCAUUCCUUGUUCAUCUAUACAAUAAUAUGCACUGGUAGCAUGUCUACAGUUUGGUUUAUUGUGCUGUUGCAGAUAGCUUCUAUCAACCUCAAUUCCUUUCUUCAAUUCCAGCGGUAUAUAUUCACAGAUGAGGAUGAUCUGAACAUGAUGAUUUUCACUUUAGCAAUGUGUUCUUUAAGACAUAUCAGUUUUGCUUACGAGUUCUGCCACUACCAUUCCAUGCCUGUAGCUGAUAGACCUGCAGAUAAACAGUAUUGGAGUAUCCUAGAUUUCCUACUCUAUAUCUACUACUUACCUCUCUUCUUUGGUGGACCUGUUCUCACAUACGAUAAAUUUUCUAAACAGAUAAAUUUAAGAAUCCACAUGUUGAACAUAGUUGAAUGGAAGCACAUAUUGAAGGAGCUUUUCAGGUACAUCUUCUGGGCCAUGUUCAUUGAAACUGUCCUUCAUUUCUUGUACUUCCCUGCAUUUCAUCAAAGGCAGACCCUAUUCAAUAGCUUGUCAGUAUGGGCCGUGGGUGGUUUAGGCCUUUGUCAGCUGCUCUUCUUCCAGAUGAAGUACACAGUGAUGUAUGGUCUACCAAGAGUUCAUGCUAUGUUUGAUCACAUCAAUGCUCCUCUUCCACCUGUUUGUACACUAGGCAUGUACUUAUUCCAAGAUUUCUGGAGGUACUUUGAUAGAGGUCUGCAUUCAUUGCUUGUGAGAUGUAUAUACAUCCCUCUUGGAGGUUCUAGAAGAGGUAUUAUAUGGCAGAUCAUGGCUUCAAUCUGUUGCUUCUCAUUUGUCUGCUUCUGGCAUGGUGCUGAUGAACAUCUUAUCUACUGGGCUUUAUUCAACUGUGUUGGACUCCAGACUGAAGUUCUGAUUGGCAAACUUGCUCAUUGGACUUGUCUCAAUAAUAUGCUGCUUAAGUACUUGUCAGGUGGAAUGUAUAGAAGACUGAUAGCUAUACUCCUCACUCCUAACUACAUGUGCCUUGCUCUAUCUAACCUGAUCUUCCUUUGUGGGAACAGAACAUCUUACUCAUAUUAUGAUCUUCUUGUAAGGCAAGACUGGCCCAAUAACUGCCUUGCUACAUUCUUUACUUUCUACUGCACCAUCCAACUCAUCAUGACCAUCAAUAGAAAGUAUGGUAAAGACUUCAUGUGCAACAAGUUCUAUUAUCGCUCAUGGUAAGACGCUCUUAAAGUCAACAUCUGUCUGUUUUGAGCUCUUGCUAUGUGUCAUUUGUAACUUGUUCGGAAGGGGAAGCAACUCAGAGGAAGCUUUCUUCAAAUUUGUGGCAAUAUUUUAGCAUAAAUUGUGUAUUGUAACUUUGUAACACUAUCUAAGAUUUUGUCCCUGCUGACUGACAUACCAACAAAAACUGACUGAGGUUUCAAGUUGAAGGAGUUGAAGUUUUGGAGACACUAUUUCCAUUUUCCGUUCAUGCAAUAAGAAUAUGUCAAAUACUCUUUUAAAUUUAGUACAACCACUUUGUAUGAAACAACCUAAGUACUUAGGAUGCAUAUGUAUUGCAAAAUACACUUCAAAUGUUGUUUUAUUUUUUUUCACUUUGAAUCAUACAUGUACCUCUAAGUUUCUGAGUGUGAGCAAAACAUUUGGACCUGCCAUAUGAAGGUAUCUUGUGAAUGAACCCAAACAAAUGCUUUCAUAAAUGCAGUUAUUGACUGUAAUUUCAUUCCAACCUCAUAUUCCAAAGUCAUAUACCUUCCAUAUAAAGUUUUAUACAGUAUUGGGCCUUUUCUGAUCAAUUUCAGCCUCUUGCCAAAGAAUUUCAGAUGACCAAAGUGCUUUAACGUCUCUUCAAAAUAUUUUUUCCUUCGGAUUAUUAGUCCAAUACUUUCACACAGUUUGCUUUGUUACCUACUUGUGUGAACCCAAAUAUCUAUUUAAAUUUGUUAUGAACUUGGAUGUACUGUUUGUGAUUUCAAGUUCAGUGUGGGUGUUGUUCUUGGUGCCAGGGGCAUGAAUUAGGCUAACUAACCAAGCUCCAAAGUAGGUUUACAGAAAGUCUCUUUAUUGAUAGCUCAAUAACUAUUUUGGCCAUUCCAAGCACCUGUUUUAUUCAAGUUCUGUGCUAUGGGUGGUGUAAAGUCAGCCCAACAGCAACACAAGCUGUCCAAACUGGACCUGAAGCCAUUAAAUGGCUGCCAACAUGUUAAAAAUGAUUUAACAAGUAUUCCUUUACUGCAGAAAUUUAAAACACACAUUACUUGGCUGAAGAUUGAUUAACAUUGUUCACAUAUUUCAACCAAAAUAUUAUUUUUACUUGUCUUUCAUAAUAAUACAAGGUGUCUUAUUUGUAAAUAUGUGCAUUUGUAAUUUAUUUGAUGAUAAAUUCUAACAGCCAGUUUCUCAAUCAAGUUUAGGAUGUUUUUUGUGGUAAUCAAUUACUUCCAUUGGAAUACUUGAAAUAUGUUCAGCAUCUGUAAUUAAUGCUGUGCAAAAAUGAUGGUAUUACAUUGACCUUGCAAUUUAUGAAUCAUUUUGCAUAUUUAUUGAAAAUUAGUGUCAUACUUGUGUGUGAUUGUAUAUUAUUUCUUGACUAGGAAUGUUGCAGGGCAAUCAUAGCUCUUAAUGAUUUUUGUAUCAUAUGUUGCCAAUGAUGGUUGGCAUAUUCAGAAUUUUUCAAUAUACCUAAAUCAAUUCUGUAAAUGCAGCUUUCACAUUUUAUAUUAAUUUACAUACCAAAAAUAUAUGAAGGUCCUUUUUUUUCAUUGAAAAACUUGAAAUAUAAAACUUAUCAUUGGGGGUAGAAACUUUGUCAUUUAAAAUAAUUAUGAUGUAUUUACAGUGAAAUUCAAAAUUUGUAGUAAGAAGUAAUUUAAGGAUAAAUGUACUAAUGCAACAUUGGUAAUGCAAAUGAUAAUUGAUUACACAUUUUAUCAUUAAUAUUCAAUGAUGAAAAACUUGACUUUUUUGCCAAAUCAUACAUGAACUUCAAAUUUAUAUGUUCAUCUCACAAUGUAAAUAAUUUACAUUAAAUAUCUGAAAUUUUAACAGCUACAUGUAUAUAAUAUAUGUAUGUUUAUCUUUCACAAUUGCAAUACUUGAUGUUAAAAUGUCAUUGUUUGAAAUUUGUUACUUUACCUCAUGUUAAGUAGUAUAAAGCUUAGCUAUUGAUCAUGGGGUUAAAGUUUAUGAUUGACAAUAUCAAUGCAAUCAAUCAUAGAAUUCAGCCCCACAAUUAAUUGUUAACCUUUAUGUUACAGGGCUUGAGUGUAUUGAUGUGUUCUUAAUCAUACUUAAAGGGGAAUCCAACCCAAAUAAAAACUUGUUUUUAUAAGGAAAAGAAAAGUCAGACAAGUUGAUAGGCGAAAGUUUGAACAAUAUUGGACAAACAACAAGAAAGUUAUGAAGUUUUAAAAGUUGUAAAUAUUGGUAAUCACUAUACCCAUGGAGACUUCAAAUUGGCCGCAUAUGGGAUGUCAUAGUGAUGUAAGGCAAGGACUACUCUUCCAUGUACUUCAAUACAUAUUAUGGCUAAAAUGUCAUUUUUCCCAAAAGUUUUAUUUCAAAUUAUAUUUUUCUUUCAUGAGGACAUAAAACAAUAUACUACCUGGGUUAUAUUUAGAUUACUGCCCCAGGGGAAUGGGUACUUAGGAGAAAACCACAAAUCCCUGAUAAUAAAGUACAUGGGCUUUGGGAAAGUUGUCCUUGCCCCUUGUCAUAAUUUACUUACUCAGUUGCCAAUUUGAAAUCUACAUAGUAAUAGUAAUCUCAAUUUUAAAGCAGUUAUAACUUUCUUAUGGUUUGUUCGAUUUCUUUCAAACUUUCACCAUUCUGUUUAAUUUAUUUUUCUCCUUCCCAACACAACAUUUUAUGGCCAAGGCUGGAUUCCCCUUUAAACAGCAAUUUAAGAAAAUAAGUCAAUAUGAAUAUAACAACAUGACACAUUUUAAGAUCAAACAAUCAAAGAAAACACAUGUAUGUUUCAAUUUGUUUGUUUUAUUCCCUUAGAUAACAGUUUUUCAGAUUUUUUUCUGAAUUAUUUAGAAUUAUAUUCUAAAUGGAAUCUGUGUAUAGCAAUCAUUAUUCCAUUCAUCAGUGUUGUCAUAAUUUAUAUUAUAACGGGAUUCAAUUCCAAAUGUAUCCCCAUUCCCUAGAAAUACAUAUACAUUUUGAAUUUCAAUAUCACUUGAAACCAGUUAUGAUCAGUUGAGAAUUCCAGUUUUGAAACUUAAAAACUUAAUUAAUACAAGUUAAUUACUACUUGUUUGUAAAUUCAGUGCCAAACUAGUGAUUUGUAUGACAGACAUCUACAGAGAUCUUUAUAAUGGACAACAGUAGAGAGUAAAUAAUACUUAUCAAGAACUACUUUCAAUGACUGGAAGUUUUAUGUCAUAUCCUAAUCUUUGUUAUUGUAUUGUGUUAUCAAAUCUGAAAUCAUAGGUUUCACCUGAUAAUAUUUGUACAUAUGUUAUAAAUCUAUUCUUUGAUUGAAAUACAAUUUAUUCCAUUAAAUUUACAUCAUAUUGGUU